AUGCAGAUCUUCGCGGAGCUGACAGCGUCACUACCAGCUAAGAAGGAAGACGUGGAACAGUUGGAUAAGGCUUCCAUUAUGAGACUCGCCAUAUCAUAUCUACGUGUGCGUGACGUUGUGUCUAUGUUGCCAGAAGAUAAGGAAGUUCCGUUAAUGCAGAGUCCCAAAGGCCUAGAGGAGAUCCAAUCAGAGCUUUCAUACAUGAAAGCCUUGGAUGGUUUUGUUCUGGUGCUAUCCCAACAGGGCGACAUCGUCUACUGCAGCGAGAAUGUUGCUGAGCAUCUCGGAGUUUCACAGAUGGAGGUUAUGGGUCAGAGUGUGUUCGAGUUCAGUCACCCCUGCGACCACGAGGAGGUGAGGGAGGCUCUGAGGUCAAGUAAAGAUGGCAAGAGGGACCUUUUGUUGCGUCUCAAGUGCACACUCACCAGUAAAGGGAGGAACGUUCAUCUCAAAUCUGCUUCUUACAAGGUGAUCCAUGUAACUGGACACAUGCUGACAGAAGAAAAUCAAACUGAUGAUGAUAAAGAUGGAAAGAAAAUCACCAAGUCGGCCCUCGUGGCUGUGGGAAGACCGAUACCUCAUCCAUCGAACAUAGAAACUCCUUUGAACAAUAUGACUUUCCUCACAAAGCACAGCUUGGACAUGAAAUUCACUUAUAGUGAUGAAGGUCUUCAAAAUGCCCUUGGAUAUGACUCCGAUGAUCUGGUCGGUCAUACCUUGUAUGACUAUCAUCAUGCUGCUGACAGCGGUGUACUCCUGCAACAAUUUAAAUCAUUGUUCUCUAAGGGACAAUGCGAGACCGGCCAAUAUCGCUUCCUCGCCAAGAAGGGCGGCUACGCCUGGGUCCAAACCCAGGCCACCGUCAUCACCGACAAGCAACAAAAGCCAAUUAGCGUCAUCUGCGUCAACUACGUCAUCAGCGGUAUCGAGUGCAAAGAUGAGGUGUUCGCUGCACACCAAGUGCAGCACGCAGACUUGAAGCCUGCCGUGGCUCCAACUAGAGCUGAAGCUAAUCCAACACAGAUUUGUGUGGCCACUGAACCAUCUAACGGUGCUAUAGUGGCCGCUGUCCUUCCAGAAGAAGAGCGCCCUGUACCCGUUACUGAACUUAUAUUUGCACCCAGAAAGAAGGAAAUGAAUAAAGGAUUUCUCAUGUUCUCUCCUGACGAGGGACUUACAAGUGAGUUGCAAACGAACUGCAAAAGCUUAGUGCUUAAAGACGAGCCGGAGGACCUCACACAUUUGGCGCCGACUGCCGGAGAUGCUUGCAUUCCUUUAGAGAACAGCCCCUUUGAUAUGUUCGACGAAUUCAUUUUAAGUGACAAUUAUUGUAGUCUACUUGGUGAUGAUCUGACGAGUGGAUCACCAGUAGAUUCGUUGAUAGCGGAUUCCUUACUCUCGUCCCCAGAGCCACAGGAAACCGAAUCAUCGUGCGAACAGUCGUCGCUUCUGAACGAGUUGUCUUUGGAUGCGUUUGACAGUAACAAGUCUGAGAAUGACAUCGAAGAUGGACAUUCACCAUUCAUCCCCACCACUGAUGAGCUUCCUCUUCUGGAGCCAGCAGUUAUGUGGGGGGCUCUGCCUGACAACGUGUGCCAGGCUAGACCUCAACCCACUGAAGUUCAAAGCCCCGCACCAGCGCUGCAACGCUUACUAGCAGCGCCCCCCACCGGGCCACGACCACAAGAUCUCAUCACAAAUAUAUAUUCAGAUCAAGGUCUUAUUCCAAGCAAGAUAUCAACAUGGGACACCGGUGUUAAGCGUGUGUUGACUAAAGACGAAGAGCCCUCAGCGAAACGCGUGAAGCGUAGUCCAUCACCGACAACGAAUCAGACCUCAAGCGUCCUUAUGAACCUCCUGGAUGUCCACAAUAAUGGAAAGACGACGAAUCAGCUGCCAAAAUAUCAGAUGCUAGUCACUCCACCGACGGUCUCCCCACAGAGCCAACUCCGAAACAUCCCGGUGCCGGUCAUAAACAUGAUGCAGCCGAACCAGCAGCUCCGAAACACAAUAACCAACCAAAUAACAAACAUAUCAAAUCCAAUGUCCCCACUGACUUUAAACGUGGGUAGUCCGCUAUACUCCCUCCCAUCAAGCCCAGCUAUAAGUCCGGUCCAAAGAGACCGCGUUUUAAGCCCUUACUCCACCCCCCAAUCUUUAUCACCCGCUGGUAGUUAUCAAAUGUACAGCCCCAAUAGCAACAUUCUCCUAUCACCAUCCGGAGUAAUGCAGGGCUAUGAUCCGUAUUUGACGAACAAAAUGCAGACUAGCCCGGGAUAUCCCCUCCAGACAUCAGAUAUGCUGAUGGAUUCCAACAUGCAGCUACAAUCUACCGACUUCUGGUCUGAUUCUGAGAUGCUUCAAGGCACAAGCGAUCUCCUCACAGCAUUCGAUGACGUCAAACUGGUCUAA
This is a messenger RNA of Danaus chrysippus (African queen), 2412 nucleotides long. The record is from the annotation of a GenBank genome assembly. NCBI's taxonomy places the organism in Eukaryota, Metazoa, Arthropoda, Insecta, Lepidoptera, Nymphalidae.